AUGACUGGUCCCAAACCCCGACUCAAGAUCGAAGGCGAUUGCUCCACUAUCCACAGCAACACCCUGUACACUUAUUCACCGACUGGAUUUCAAUCAAUACCUCUCAAAGAGAACGGGGACUGGAAGCCACUCCCAUCCCCAGAAUACAAGGUUACUAGCCCUGCCUGCGUCCAAGGCGGGAUCGAGGGGAAUGAAAAUGAUGAAGAUAAAAAGGCAUUUUAUCUGGUUGGCGGGACCGGCUCCUCUGGCAGCAGCGGCCUCCAACGCUUUUCGUUCAGCACCCAGAAAUGGGAGACAUUAACCAUAGAUUCGUCGAUGAAGAAUCGGACUGGACAUGGUGUUGGGUACAUUUCCUCAACAUCGGAAAUAUUGGUUUACGCAGGAAACACAGAUGGCAGCACACAGCCCUCUCAAUCGACACUCCUCAUUUCAACAAUCCCGCCCUUUACCGUGUCGUCCGGUGUCGACCAGGGCGCGCCGGCAUUGUAUGAGCCCAUCAUUUUGCCUUGGGGUUCUUCCGAGGUAGCCUUGGUUGGGGGCUCUGCCACAAAUACUGCUAUCUUCGUCUACGAGGCCACAGAUAAAAAAGGCUUCACCAUCUCGGAGGCGACUCUUCCCUCCGCAAUCGAAUCCUCAUCUCUAUGCGCACUCGCCUCCGACUCUGGGACCAAGGUCCUCGAGAAGUUUAACAUGGUCGCUUCCCCAAAUAGUGUGACCAGCUACACUCUUACCUCGAAAGGAAAGGUGCAGAACCCGAUCACAGCCAUUGCAUCCUCAGGAAAGAGGGGUCUCACCGAUUCUUAUAACGGUACAUUCGCCCCGACGGCAUCCUGGUCUGAUUACACGCUCGCCCAGGGUAGUGGCUUGGUCGUUCUCGCCAGCGGCCAAAGUAACGACUCAUUGGCAAUCUUCAACCAGACGUCCAACGCAUGGGUCAACUCUACAGAGUUGUUCAAUGGAAAAGGAGAUCAACAUGUUCUCAAACCAUCCACUACAUCAUUCACAUCAUCUACUUCGACAUCGACCUCAUCAUCCACAUCGACCUCGAACUCCUCAACUACGCCCACUUCUUCCUCAGAGCCAGUUGCGACUGUAGGUGGCGGCCUGACCGACCAUGGCAAAAUGAUCCUUGGCGCAACCCUUGGGAGUAUCCUAGGGUUUGGCCUGAUCCUGCUCAUCCUUCUGUUCCUACUGCGACGCGAGAAGAAGAAGAAACAAGCAGCGCAACCCGGUCGCGGCGGCGAUAACAAAGGCCGCCUAAGCUUCCAGGAUCAGGGCAUAGAACCCCUGACCGAAGGCGCUUACCCCAUGGCAAGAUCUCCUGUUCCAGUCGCCGCUGGGUCGGUCGACUCAUUGGCUAUCUUCUCUGGCAACUACAAAGGAGAGAAAUCCCUCAAGCCACCCGGUAAUACGGGCUAUGGAUUGUCUCAGCCCAAGAGUAGCAGUCCGCUCUCUACAAUUCCCUCCAGCGGUGUCAUGGGCGCAUCAAGCGUAUACACCGACGACACCAAUCGGGCUGGCGAUGAGACCGGCCAUGGAAACCAGGCCGCUGACCGAAUGACUGACGAAGGGUGGGGGAAAUACUUCGAGGACGGCGGUGCCACUAACUUGCAAUCCGACCGCUCGACUAUGAGUUCCGUAUACACCAAGUCCGAUUACCGCGGAAGCGCCUGGCCAAUGACUACCUUGACACCAUUGAACUUCGGUUUCCUCGACCAGCCCAAGCCCCUGGGUCACGUUCUUAGCGGGAGCCCGACCACGGAGCACAGUUCCAGUGAGAUGGGCAGUCGAAGUCUAGUGAUUCCGGAGAGUCAAUCGGCGCGAAUCUCCAGUGCCGAUUCCAUCAGUAUCGCCUCGGACGACGACCGCGAUGAUCCAAAGUGGCAAGGUGCGGGCCAGAGCAGCUGGCUUGGGCGUCCCACAAGCAGCAACUACACUGCCAGCUUCUACCAGUCGAGCACACAAGAUAUGCCCUGGGAAUCAAAUGCCAGCCUUGGGGAAAAGGCAAGGCAGUCCAAUGCACGAAGAUCGAGCGUCAUCAUCCCACACGAUAUCGACGAACUUCCGAUGCAAGGGCAGAAGAACAAUACCAAUUCAGAUAUGAGCUGGCUCAAUCUCAAGGCUGAUCGUUAA
Messenger RNA from Penicillium verrucosum, 2133 nucleotides. RefSeq lists its product as uncharacterized. The transcript has a single exon. The record is from RefSeq and is a predicted model, not a curated record. Lineage: Eukaryota; Fungi; Ascomycota; Eurotiomycetes; Eurotiales; Aspergillaceae. Gene Ontology annotation, molecular function: protein binding. The coding region runs from base 1 to 2133 and encodes 710 amino acids.